AUGGACUCUUUCAACAAAUCGGAUGAACGUUUUUCUGAUAAAAAAUCUUUUGGCACUAAUCACAUACUGGUCACUAUAGUUGUAAUUUUGGAUGUCAUCGCCUUGGUCACGUUUCUGACUAACGGUGUUGUUUUUGUGGCUAUUGUAACUACAGUGAGAAAACUAGACGUCGCACAUAGCGUCCGUAACCAUAGCAACAACAGCUACAUAACCAAAAUGCUCAUUCUUUCCAUGACUAUUUCCGGUGUUUUGGUUGGCGGUUUCCUCAUGCCGUUGGCCUCAAUGAGCAUAAACAGCGAUGGCAUAUUGGGAGAUUCUUUAUUCAACGUUCGAGUCUAUGCUGACUACCUGCUGUGCAUGACCACGUCUUUUCACAUCACAUUUAUGGCAAUGGACACUUACCUGGUCGUCUGCAAACCUCUGGUAUACCGACGUCUCUCACCUCGGAUAAGCUACGUGGUGAUAGCUUUAGGCUGGAUGAUACCAACAUUGAUAAUAGUACUGUUCUGUUUCCUAGCUUCGGAUAACUGGUAUGUGAGUGGAUUGACUUCGACGGAGUGCUUACAAUUUAGCAGCAUGCACAUUUUAGAUAUAUCUUGCUCGGCACUCUACUUUGGCUUGCUUAUUCUAGUUUGGAUUUUGUACGCAUUUGUUUUUCAAAAAGUGCUUGGUUUUAGACAAAGAAAAGCCUUACGACUAAUUCAAGUGAACAAAGGUGAACGCAAGAUUCGAACUAGUUCGACAAAGUUUGAGCUGUUUACGUUAUCAACGGAUGGUGGAACGUCCACAGUCAACAGGGAGGACAUCAACCAGGCAGUCACACAGCUCAAGAUAAAAAGUCGAUCUAGUUUUAAAGGAUAUUAUUUCAUUGGUAUAAUUCUGGUGUGCUUUAGUGUGUUUUGGAUCCCUUCUUGGAUUCUGUUGCUAUUAUACCGCUCUUGCAGUAAAGAAAUACCUGAAUGGACUUUUAUAGUUUUUGAUUGGUUGUGGUACCUGAGCUCAACUGUAAACCCAAUUAUCUAUUGUUCUCACAAAUCAAUCAGACUGGCAGUUAAACAAGUUCUUAAUAUUUAG
Molecule: messenger RNA, 1074 nt
Organism: Biomphalaria glabrata
Lineage: Eukaryota; Metazoa; Mollusca; Gastropoda; Planorbidae
Product: 5-hydroxytryptamine receptor 1F-like
Exons: 1
Coding region: 1-1074 (357 amino acids)
Biological process (GO): G protein-coupled receptor signaling pathway, coupled to cyclic nucleotide second messenger; chemical synaptic transmission
Cellular component (GO): membrane; dendrite
Molecular function (GO): neurotransmitter receptor activity; G protein-coupled serotonin receptor activity
Source: RefSeq, a predicted model, not a curated record